AUGAAUAGUGCGGCUCUUAGUUUAGCUGCGUCCAUGUUUGAAGGAAGCGGUUCUGAUAGUGAUAGUUUAGCUGAUACAGAAACUGUUCUGUAUAUUCUUGGAAUUGAAUAUAAAACUCCUCAUGACACUUAUGCAAUACUUGAUGAUGUUGUAAGUAGAUUUUGGUUUACAUAUCGAACUGGAUUUGCACCAAUUGGUGGCCCAUCAGGUCCCACAAGAGAUACAGGAUGGGGUUGUAUGAUGCGUUGUGGUCAAAUGAUGUUAGCUGAAAGUUAUAUUAGAUUUUUUUUACCUGCAGGAAGAUAUUUUCGAUGGCGUCCAAAUAUAAGUGAUUCAGUUUAUUGGGAAAUAUUAAAUAUGUUUAUUGAUAAACGUCAUUCAUCAUAUUCUAUUCAUCAAAUCGUACAAAUGGGAAAUUCUGAAGGUAAAGAAAUUGGACAAUGGUUUGGUCCAAAUACAAUUGCCCAAGUACUUAGACGUAUAGCUUCAAAUGAAUUUGAUAGACAAAUUAAUGUACAUGUUGCAAUGGAUAAUACACUUGUACUUGAUGAAAUACGUAAAUUAUGUCAAAUCAAUUCAAAAGUUCGUAAAACAACAAAAAAAUCUAAUGAUACAUCAAGUGGUUGGAAACCAUUAGUUAUAAUUAUUCCAUUAAGAUUAGGUUUGACAAAUGUCAAUAUAGAAUAUAUUGAUCAACUAAAGUUGUGUUUUCGAUUGCCUCAAACGCUUGGUUGUAUUGGUGGUAAACCUAAUCAUGCACAUUAUUUCAUUGGUUAUUUAGAAACUGAUGAACUUCUUUAUCUUGAUCCACAUGUAACACAACAACAUGUUGAUACAACUGUAACUGCUGAUGAUAUAUCUUAUCAUUGUGAUCGAAUUAAUAGAAUGAAAUUUUCUGGUCUUGAUCCUUCUCUUGCUUUAGCUUUUGCAUGUAAAACUGAAAUUGAAUUCGAUGAUUUAAUUGCAAAAUUAAAACAAAAUCUUCCAUCGAAACCAAUGUUUGAAAUAUGUCAAUCAAAUCCAUUUGAUGUUCAUAAUCAACAACCACAUCAUCAUGGAGUUCUAACAUUAGAUUCAGAUGAUGAUUUUGAAGUUGUGUAA
Molecule: messenger RNA, 1101 nt
Organism: Rotaria sordida
Lineage: Eukaryota; Metazoa; Rotifera; Eurotatoria; Philodinida; Philodinidae
Source: the annotation of a GenBank genome assembly